Messenger RNA from Brugia malayi, 387 nucleotides. RefSeq names its product U6 snRNA-associated Sm-like protein LSm, putative (gene Bma-lsm-1). NCBI's taxonomy places the organism in Eukaryota, Metazoa, Nematoda, Chromadorea, Rhabditida, Onchocercidae. Gene Ontology annotation, molecular function: RNA cap binding. Bases 1 to 387 code for a protein of 128 amino acids. The transcript is spliced from 3 exons. Gene Ontology annotation, biological process: deadenylation-dependent decapping of nuclear-transcribed mRNA. Gene Ontology annotation, cellular component: Lsm1-7-Pat1 complex; P-body. The record is from RefSeq and is a predicted model, not a curated record.
AUGGAUUUACCGGAUCCAUAUUUACCCGGUGCCUUAAGUCUAUUGGAACAACUCGACAAAAAACUUCUGGUUGUCUUGCGUGACGGGCGCACAUUAAUUGGCUACUUAAGAACAAUUGAUCAAUUUGCGAAUUUGGUAUUGCAUGAAACUUUAGAAAGGAUCCAUGUUGACAAUUAUUACGGUGAUAUAGAGCGUGGAGUAUUUCUGAUUCGUGGAGAAAAUGUCGUUUUAGCAGGCCUUAUUCCACUUUCUGCUAAAGAGAUCCUUUCGUUGCAACAAGAAAAAAUAGAGGAAAAAGAACGAUUCGAAGAAGCUAGAAAUAAAAUAAUGAAAGGACGUGGUCGUCGUGCAAAACCUGCAAUUGAUGUUUUUAAUGAUGAGUCGUGA